CCUAUAUUGCGUGCACGUGGCGGCGUUGAAACGUUUAGUGUUUUGAUCGAUUGAUUGAUCGAAAUAUGAAGACAAAAAAAGAAGACGCGGCAUCCAAGGAGUCGGUCCUGAGAAGAGUUGUUAAGAGCAAACAGAAGAUAUUGAAACCGAAAGCAGGCGCCAGCCUCGAGAAGGCUGUGAAAAAUGUCAAGCAAGUUUUCAAGGAAAAGAGAGCGGAAGCUAAAGCCGCCAAGAAGAAGGAGGCGAGUUUAGCAAAACCCAAAACUGGACCUGAAUCUAAAUCUAAACAGUUCAAAGCGCGAAAAUUGGGACCCAGAGGAUUGGUCUAUGUAGGGCACAUACCUCAUGGAUUUUAUGAGGAACAAAUGAACGACUAUUUCAAACAGUUUGGGAAUGUAACGCGAGUACGAAUAGCAAGAUCUAAAAGAACCGGCAGUAGUCGUGGCUAUGGCUAUGUUGAAUUCCUUCAUCCAGAUGUUGCUAGAAUUGCAGCAGACACCAUGAACAAUUAUCUCAUGUGCGGCCGAUUAUUAAAAGCUACAUAUAUUCCACCUGAGAAGCAGCACUUCGGAUUUUUCGCAGGCGUAAAUUGGUCGAAAGAUAAAUAUCCCAGACUGGUGAAAAGAAAAGAGGUAACACUGCGUAGAAAUCGGACUCAAAGUGCUGAGGAUCAUGAGAGAUACGUUAAGAGAUCGCUCAGGAAACUUUCUACAUUAGAAAGUAAACUAAAAGACAAGGGAAUUAGCAUGAAAUUUCAACCCGUCGAUGCACCGGAAACGUAACAAAUAUUUAAAGAUAUCUAGCUUUAUUUUAUUUUUAAGUACUUUAUAUAAUUGAUUACUUGCAUUAAAUAAACAAUAGGAAUUCAUCUAUAUACGACACCAUAUUCUACAAAUGUCUGGAACAUUGGAUAAAAUUCUAAACUGAAUGAUUUGCAUUUAUAUAAAUUAUGUACAAUUAAAUCUGAAUUAAUUAAUUAACGCACUCGAAGAAUAUAUGUCACGAUGCAGUGGUUGCUUCCUGUACGGUAGCCGCGUUCCCUUUCGUUCGCUUCCAUUUCAUGCGCCUAUUCUGAAACCACACUUUCACCUGUAAGAAAUAUGAUUUUACCGAUAAAAAGAUACAAAAAUUCUACAUUC
Messenger RNA from Temnothorax curvispinosus, 1139 nucleotides. Its product is annotated as MKI67 FHA domain-interacting nucleolar phosphoprotein-like. The transcript is spliced from 4 exons. Gene Ontology annotation, biological process: maturation of LSU-rRNA from tricistronic rRNA transcript (SSU-rRNA, 5.8S rRNA, LSU-rRNA). NCBI's taxonomy places the organism in Eukaryota, Metazoa, Arthropoda, Insecta, Hymenoptera, Formicidae. The record is from RefSeq and is a predicted model, not a curated record. The coding region runs from base 66 to 782 and encodes 238 amino acids. Gene Ontology annotation, molecular function: RNA binding. Gene Ontology annotation, cellular component: nucleolus.